This is a messenger RNA of Chara braunii, 4651 nucleotides long. NCBI's taxonomy places the organism in Eukaryota, Viridiplantae, Streptophyta, Charophyceae, Charales, Characeae. The record is from the annotation of a GenBank genome assembly.
UCGGGGUUAAAAAAAAGAGAAAAAAAAGAGAAAAAAAAGAGAAAAAAAAGAGAAAAAAGAAAAAAAAGAGAAAAAAAAAGAAAAAGAAAAAAGAGAGUGGCUGACGAAUACCUUCCUCCUCGCCGCACUACUCACCAAAUGUACAAAAUGAGAACGGAUAUUCCGCUCGAACAUGGAAAGAUGCACCACCAUCAUUUCUGUCUUUUGUGCAUUUUGUGAGUAGUGCGGCGAGGCCCUAAUGGCAUACUCAUACUAGGACUUUUUGCACCAAGCUCUGGACGUGAUUGCGGCCAGAUUCGUCCAUGUCUUGCCCUAAUUACGCUCAGAUUCAUUUAAGGAAGUCCUACAGUACUGUGAGUAUAUGCCCUAAGAUCGAGUAUCAACUAUAGUAUCUGUUGUGAUCAGUUUAAUAUCUGAUCUGCGGUCCAGCGGGCCACGUAAAAAAAAAACAAAAAGAGGGUGGCUGACGUGUCGGCGGUAGAAAAGUCGAAGAGAGGAGGGGAAGCGUAGCUGACGUGUCGGGGGGGGAAAAACAACACGUGGGGGCACAAGUGGAGAGAGAGUGGGUAGUAAGUAGUUGUUGACAUCAGCACGAAAUUUUGAAGAGGAGGGGGAAAGCUACUGACGUGGCCGAAGAGGGGCAAGGAGCAGGUCAAGAAAAAGGCCCGCGAAGAAAAAGAAGCGAUGGCAAAGCCAGGGGACCUCGCGUACAAGGCCGUCACUGCAGCGCUGGCCAUCACCUCUGUUGUUCUGGGAGUGAACGUUCUCGCGAAUGUGGCCAAAGGGAUUUCCUUUCAUCAGUCGAAGCAAGCGGAAGCCAACAAGGCGCAGCCAUCUUGAAAAGAGAGAGAGAGAGAGAGAGAGAGCGAGAGAGAGAGGAUGUGGAGGUCUUGACUAGAGAAGGAGAAGAAGUUGGGAUCCCGAUGAGAGGAGCAGGCAACAGUGAGGAACUGGAGGAGGAGGAGGUGGAGGAGGAGGGUGGGGAUGAGACUUGGAAGGAAAGCAAGUUGGGAUCGCGAUGACGGCAAACAAGUGAGGAGGGGGUAGUCGCUAUCAUCAAGGGCGAAAAAGAAAAAAAAUCAGGUCGGAAUGAGAUUGUCGGGAUGAGGUUGAUUGUUGGGAUCCCAGUGGAACUACAUUUACUAGUAAGUCGCGGCCAUGUUCAAGAGGGAGAGGGGAGAGAGAGACGACGAGGAACAGAGAGAGAAGAGAAGAGAAGAGAAGAGAAGAGAAGAUACGAGACGAGAAACAGGUCGGCCGGGAUCCCAACAUGAUCCCGACGCGGACGGCAACAGUGAGGAGGAAGGAGGGAGAGGUGAGAGCACGAAAAGACGAAAGACCACCUUCUUCUUCUAUGUUGUGUCGCGAUCGCAACCUGGGCAACGGUUCAGAUCCCGACUCCUCUUUCGAUGAAAGCUUUUCCAUCUCUUCUCUUCAUAAGCAGCAUUCGUCUGCCAUCGGGAUCGCGACUUUGGAUAGCCCCGAUCAUCAAGUGGCGAUCCCGAUGGCAGAUACAGCCAUAACUCUUGGAGGCAGGGACCCUCGCGUCCGAGUCUCACGACGUUGCCAGCAGUUGGCGAAGAAGAAGAACAACUUCGCUGUGGUACGAGUGAAGGGAACCGUUUGCCAGUCGUUAUCAUCGAUGGAGUGUUUACGAUGGAGGUGUGAGUCGAGGGCGAAGCUCAACGAGAAGAAGGCUGGUGGGGGUAUCGAAGCGUUUGGAGCCGUGAGUGGUAGUCUUCAAGGUUUUGUUACGACGAGUCGCAGCUACACAAGUUUGACUUCGAAGUCGCUGGUUCGAGCUGGCGCUAUGCAACAGGGAGGAAGCGGCAAAGGUGGCGGUGGGAUCAAUCUGAGGGGAUUGAAGAAGAAGAAAGAGUCGCGGCCAUACAUGUGUACCAAUUGCGGGGAGAUCCAUGCUCAGUGGUUUGGCGUUUGUAAUUAUUGCGAGGAAAUGAACAGCAUCAAGCUAGUGCCUGCUGAGUUCUUAGAUGAUGCGCCGGGCAGCGCUGGGGCAAAAGGGGGUGCAAGAGGAGGCGGCGCAGCUGCGCGUGCUGUGGCGAAAGUUGCAGCUGCAGCGGAUCUGCAGAGCAUCGCAGGAAGCUUCGGUGCAGAGAAUCCUGAUGCUUUAGGGCUGAACGGGGACACGGCAAAGCGAUCGGAACAGGGGAGGAGUGCACAGAAUGGGGGCGGAGGGGGCUGGGUGAAUAACAUGAUAGCCGGACCUCGGCGGCUGAUUGAUAUUGGGAAGGAUGGGCUGCGGGGCACGAGGAUGAUCACUCUCGGCGGGCCGAAUGGCAGUGAGCUCGCCCGUGUGUUGGGUGGAGGGCUUGAACCUGGGUCACUCGUUCUUGUUGGUGGUGAUCCGGGGGUGGGGAAGAGCACCCUUCUUCUCCAAGUAGCCGGGCUUUUGUCGGAGGGAGAGAGGCUUGUCAGCACAGAUAAUGUCAGCGCCGGAACGUCGAUGUCCCCGGUCCUUUACGUUUCCGGGGAAGAGAGCGCUCAACAGGUUUGCUCACGCUCCGAGAGAAUGGGGAUCAAGAGCGAGAACCUGUUCCUUUACAGUACCAACUCUAUGGAGAUGAUACUCGAAGCGAUGGUGAAUCUGAAGCCGCGAGCCGUAGUCAUUGACUCCAUUCAAACGGUCUACUUGCAGGAAGCGACCGGGAGCGCGGGGAGCGUGAGUCAGGUGCGAGAGUGCACGGCUGCGCUCAUGCAUGCGGCGAAGCAAAGUGAUACUCCCAUCUUCCUCAUCGGGCAUGUGACCAAGUCUGGGGACAUCGCGGGCCCAAGAAUUCUUGAGCACAUGGUCGACGUAGUGCUGUACAUGGAGGGGGAGAGGCUGCAGUCCCACAGGCUGCUGCGUUGCGUAAAGAACCGCUACGGCUCAACGAACGAGGUCGGGGUCUUUGAGAUGAUGGAAGAGGGGCUUGCUGCAGUUUCCAACCCUAGCCAGCUAUUCUUGGGUGAUAGAGAUGGCUAUUUGGACGCGGGCGGCAGUGAGAGGAAGAACUGCAACGCUGCUGCUGGUGCAGUUGGGGUGGUUAUGGAAGGAACUCGGCCGCUGCUCGUCGAGAUUCAGGCCCUGUGCUCGGGUACUAGCCAGCCUCCUGGUCGACGUGCGUGCACGGGGUACGACCCUAUGCGUCUACAUAUGCUCCUUGCCGUUCUCAACAAACAGGUCGGAAUGAGGCUGUGGAACCAAGAUGUGUUUGUGAAUGUGGUCGGGGGCCUGCAACUCAGAGAGCCGUCGGCAGAUCUUGCUGUGGCCAUCGCUGUCGCAGCAAGCUUCCUCGAUAAGCCCAUCCGUCGGAAUGUGGCGUUCGUCGGCGAGAUUGGCCUCGGAGGCGAGUUACGGUCGGUAGGACAGGUAGAUAGAAGGCUGGCAGAGGCAGCCAAACUGGGAUUCCAAGAAUGCAUCUUCCCAAAGGUUGACGCGAAGCGCCUUGGUCGAUCACUGAAUUCACAGACGUUGAGCCACCUCCAAUCCUCGUCCGACGUUCGACACUUUCCUUGUGGGCAUGUCAAGGAGGCUAUUUGUAGAGCUCUAGAUAUAGAUGCCAGCUUGUUGACUGUCCGUACGCGCAAACAGACUUAAUUCCUCUUAAGCUACCCGUCUUUUCUGCAGCUACUUUGUUCCGACGUGGCGGUUAACCCGCCGCCCGCAUUGCGGGGGGCUCCGGGCCUAUUAGACGGAAAAAGGCUGGUGCUUCCAGGCAGAGACAGACUUGAUUCCUCUUAAACUACCAGUCUCUUUCCCCCAGCUGCUUUGUUCUGAUGUGGCGGUUAACCCGCCGCAUUGUGGGGGGCUCGGGCCUACCAGGCGGAAAGGCUGGUGCAGAGACAUACUUGAUUCCUCUUAAACUACCAGUCCCUUUCCCAGCUGCUUUGUUCUGASGUGGCGGUUAACCCGCCGCAUUGUGGGGGGCUCGGGCCUACCAGACGGAAAAGGCCGGUGCUGCCAGGCGGAAUGAUGCAAUUUCGCUCCCAUGCCGGUUUGCUCUUUUGUGGCAUGGCGGCAGGCAAACAGUUCAAUUUUGCACCCACUCCAGUUCAUUCCUUUUUGGCGCGCCGCGUUUUUGGGGGCUAGCCCCCCCCCCAGAUGGAAAAAGGCUUGUGGCACCAGGCACAAAAGGUCGCAAUUCCGUGUCCCAUAACUGGUUCGUUCUCUCUUGGCAUGUGGCAGAAAUUCGGUUCGGAAAAUAUCGAGGGUUGGAUGGACUGGUGGUUAAGUCAGUCAUCCCCUGUUUUUUUGUUUUUUUUUGUUUUGUUUUUUUGUUUGUUUCUAUUUUUAAAGGGUCCGUCUGAGGAAUGCUCCUAUGACAGAGCUGAGCAGGUCCUGCUUUUUUUUUUUUUUUGAGCAGGUCCUGCUGACAGUGAGAUAGGUAGGGUAGAACUGUUGUCUGUCUGGUAGAGAAUGGGAGAGGGGAGGUGAUUCAGCUGUUUUGCUUGGUGGACGAUGAGAUUUGUAGAGCGUCAUGUAGAUGCCAGUUCUGUGAGUCCUUCACUCAACCUAUUGACUGCUUAAGGCUCUACCGUCUUGGCGCGAAAAGAACGCCCGUCGCCGCGUCUACACUGCAAGUUGCACCAAGACUGCAUGUUGCACCAAAUACAAAUACAAAUACAACUAUAAUGAAAGUUGCACCAAGAC